Molecule: messenger RNA, 2105 nt
Organism: Notolabrus celidotus (New Zealand spotty)
Lineage: Eukaryota; Metazoa; Chordata; Actinopteri; Labriformes; Labridae
Gene: mcmbp
Product: minichromosome maintenance complex binding protein
Exons: 16
Coding region: 154-2037 (627 amino acids)
Biological process (GO): DNA-templated DNA replication
Molecular function (GO): chromatin binding
Source: RefSeq, a predicted model, not a curated record
CAAACGCACUCUGCUCUUCUUCCGAUGACGUCAGUUUCCCGCGCUGACCUCUGUGUUUCCGACUUCAGGAGGAAACGUGAAGUAAAAGUGCUUCCACGGCUUCUUUACAUUUCCAUUUCUUCCAUAUUCCAGGUGUUUUGUAUCUGACUGAGGAUGCCGUGCACUCAUGACUGGAUUGAGAGCCCUCUGUCGGUGGUGGAGGAGAUAUUCGCGUCCUCGCACAACAACCCCGACUCAAGAUGGGAGGCUAAAGCAGCUGGUUUCUUUAAGGACCAACUAACAAAGGACAGCACUUACACCUUGGUCCCCUCUCUGAACGACGUCCCUCUGCACUACCUGAAGCCCAACAGUCUGGUGAAGUUUCGAUGUUUGAUACAGGACAUGUUUGAUCCGGAGUUCUACAUGGGAGCGUAUGAGACUGUGGAUUCCUCCACAAAGGCGAAAGUGCUGCGAUGUGGAAAGUACAAAGACGUGACUGAAUGUGGGGUGGACUUUAACUCUCCGAGCAUCAAGACCGCAGAGAGACAGACGUUCUACUGUGUGCCCAUCCCUGGAGAGGGUCCCUGGGCCAAAGACGGCUAUGCCAGCUACAGCCAGGUGAAGGUGGUUCCUUCAACCUCGUACACGCCAACCCGACAGAAACGCAGCUACGAAGAGGACGAAGAGUUGAACACGCCCAUGCAGAUGGAGGUAGUCACUGGUCCUCCCUCAGAUCAGAACAGGAGUGGAGACUUUAAGAGACAGGAGACAGAAGCUCCUUCCAGCCAAACCGUGUCUGCGUCUCCUCUCGACCUCAACUUCCCUCUACCAGGAGAGAAAGGCCCGUCCUGCCUCGUCAAGGUGUACGAGGACUGGGACAGUUACAAGCUGAACGAUAUGAUCGAGGUCUACGGGAUCCUCUCUGUCAGCCCGGCUCUCAGUGCUUUAGCUGACAAGAAUGAAGCCUCGUCCUCCAUCCUGGACCCUGCAGAGAGCGCAGAGACGGCAGAGGAGCAGAAAGUGCACAGUCCUCCAGCCUCUCUGGUUCCACGGCUCCACAUGCUCUACACCAAGAGACUGCCAAACAACAACCCUCUACUGCCCUCUGCCAGACUGGAGGACAACAGCAACUUUUUGUCCUCCACCCUGACCGACAUGGCCUUAGUCAAAGUGGAGCUGCACGCGUACCUGACUCAAGUUCUUCUGGGAGACGCUCUGGCUGCGGAGUACCUCAUCCUGCACCUCAUCUCUAGUGUGUACACCAGGCGAGACGUUCUUCCGUUGGGCAAGUUCUCCUUGAACCUCAGUGGCUGUCCAGUGGUCGGCUCGUACACUGAACACCUCUACAAGAUCAUCCAGCAGCUCGUGCCUUCUUCAUACUACCUUAGCAUGAACCUCCAGAACAUGAACCAAAUGAGGAUGGUUCCCAAAAAGGAUUACGUGGGCAACCGGCUUCUGAGUGGAAUCCUGCAGCUGGCCAAAAACACGGCCCUGUUCCUGGAUGAGACCAAGCUGGAGCAGGGACAGCUGGACGCGACAGGUGUGCGUAACGUCACGGCCCUGGGUAACGUGAUCUCGUGGCAGAAAGUUGAAUAUGACUUUAACUACCACCAGAUGGAAUUCCCCUGCAAUAUUAACGUGCUCACCGCAUCCGAGGGACGCUCUCUGCUGCCAUCAGACUGCCACAUACACCUGCAGCCUCAGGUGAACCCAUCCAACAUGGAGGAGUACAUGAGCAGUAUCCACGGGCCUCAGCAGGUGACAUCACAGCUGAACAAGUUCAGGAUCUACCUGACCGUGGCUCAGAUGCUGGAUUAUAGCAUCUCUGACGAGGUGAUAAAGUCUUUGGAGGAUGACUUUGUGGAUAUGAGGAAGGACGACCCCCAGAGCAUGUCUGCUGAAGACUUCCACAGGAUGCUUGUUGUCUCAAGGUUGCUGUCUCUCAGCCUCGGACAGACGUCUCUGGGCAGAGACAGCUGGCAGAGAGUCAAACAUAUGGAGAUUCUGCGGAAGGAAAGGAUGCCGCAGCAAACGUGUCUCAAUGGCAACGAGCAGUGAGCAAAUACACAAACAAAUUGUUCUGUUUUGAUAACAAUGCUUUAUAAUUAAAGAUGUUUUUCAUACGC